AAGGAGGGGGCUGCGGGAGCCGCGGCAGAGACUGUGGGUGCCACAAGCGGACAGGCGGCCACAGCUAGGACAGCUGCGAGCAGAGCCGAGCAGUGGCUGUAGCGGCCACGACUGGGAGCAGCCGCCGCCGCCUCCUCGGGAGUCGGAGCCGCCGCUUCUCCACUGGCAGGGGCCGCCUGAAGUGGGAGCAGCGCCUGGAGAAGGCGGGAGGAGCCCGGCCCGGGGGACGGGCGGCGGGAUAGCGGGACCCCGGCGGCGCGGUGCGCUUCAGGGCGCAGCGGCGGCCGCAGACCGAGCCCCGGGCGCGGCAAGAGGCGGCGGGAGCCGGUGGCGGCUCGGCAUCAUGCGUCGAGGGGGUCUGCUGGAGAUCGUCCUGGGAUUUACCGUGCUUUUAGCGUCCUACACGAGCCAUGGGGCGGACGCCAAUUUGGAGGCUGGGAACGUGAAGGAAACCAGAGCCAGUCGGGCCAAGAGAAGAGGCGGUGGAGGACACGACGCGCUUAAAGGACCCAAUGUCUGUGGAUCACGUUAUAAUGCUUACUGUUGCCCUGGAUGGAAAACCUUACCUGGCGGAAAUCAGUGUAUUGUCCCCAUUUGCCGGCAUUCCUGUGGGGAUGGAUUUUGUUCGAGGCCAAAUAUGUGCACUUGCCCAUCUGGUCAGAUAGCUCCUUCCUGUGGCUCCAGAUCCAUACAACACUGCAAUAUUCGCUGUAUGAAUGGAGGUAGCUGCAGUGACGAUCACUGUCUAUGCCAGAAAGGAUACAUAGGGACUCACUGUGGACAACCUGUUUGUGAAAGUGGCUGUCUCAAUGGAGGAAGGUGUGUGGCCCCAAAUCGAUGUGCAUGCACUUACGGAUUUACUGGACCCCAGUGUGAAAGAGAUUACAGGACAGGUCCAUGUUUUACUGUGAUCAGCAACCAGAUGUGCCAGGGACAACUCAGCGGGAUUGUCUGCACAAAAACCCUCUGCUGUGCCACAGUCGGCCGAGCCUGGGGCCACCCCUGUGAGAUGUGUCCUGCCCAGCCUCACCCCUGCCGCCGUGGCUUCAUUCCAAAUAUCCGCACGGGAGCUUGUCAAGAUGUGGAUGAAUGCCAGGCCAUCCCCGGGCUCUGUCAGGGAGGAAAUUGCAUUAAUACUGUUGGGUCUUUUGAGUGCAAAUGCCCUGCUGGACACAAACUUAAUGAAGUGUCACAAAAAUGUGAAGAUAUUGAUGAAUGCAGCACCAUUCCUGGAAUCUGUGAUGGGGGCGAAUGUACAAACACAGUCAGCAGUUACUUUUGCAAAUGUCCCCCUGGUUUUUACACCUCUCCAGAUGGUACCAGAUGCAUAGAUGUUCGCCCAGGAUACUGUUACACAGCUCUGACAAACGGGCGCUGCUCUAACCAGCUGCCACAGUCCAUAACCAAAAUGCAGUGCUGCUGUGAUGCCGGCCGAUGCUGGUCUCCAGGGGUCACUGUCGCCCCUGAGAUGUGUCCCAUCAGAGCAACCGAGGAUUUCAACAAGCUGUGCUCUGUUCCUAUGGUAAUUCCUGGGAGACCAGAAUAUCCUCCCCCACCCCUUGGCCCCAUUCCUCCAGUUCUCCCUGUUCCUCCUGGCUUUCCUCCUGGACCUCAAAUUCCGGUCCCUCGACCACCAGUGGAAUAUCUGUAUCCAUCUCGGGAGCCACCAAGGGUGCUGCCAGUAAACGUUACUGAUUACUGCCAGUUGGUCCGCUAUCUCUGUCAAAAUGGACGCUGCAUUCCAACUCCUGGGAGCUACCGGUGUGAGUGCAACAAAGGGUUCCAGCUGGACCUCCGUGGGGAGUGUAUUGAUGUUGAUGAAUGUGAGAAAAACCCCUGUGCUGGUGGUGAGUGUAUUAACAACCAGGGUUCGUACACCUGUCAGUGCCGUGCUGGAUAUCAGAGCACACUCACGCGGACAGAAUGCCGAGACAUUGAUGAGUGUUUACAGAAUGGCCGGAUCUGCAAUAAUGGACGCUGCAUCAACACAGAUGGCAGUUUUCAUUGCGUGUGUAAUGCGGGCUUUCACGUUACACGAGAUGGGAAGAACUGUGAAGAUAUGGAUGAAUGCAGCAUAAGGAACAUGUGCCUUAAUGGAAUGUGUAUCAAUGAAGAUGGCAGUUUUAAAUGUAUUUGCAAACCUGGAUUCCAGCUGGCAUCAGAUGGACGUUAUUGCAAAGACAUUAACGAGUGUGAAACCCCUGGGAUCUGCAUGAAUGGGCGUUGCGUCAACACUGAUGGCUCCUACAGAUGUGAAUGCUUCCCUGGACUGGCUGUGGGUCUGGAUGGACGUGUGUGUGUUGACACACACAUGCGGAGCACAUGCUAUGGUGGAUACAAGAGAGGCCAGUGUAUCAAACCUUUGUUUGGUGCUGUCACUAAAUCUGAAUGCUGUUGCGCCAGCACUGAGUAUGCAUUUGGGGAACCUUGCCAGCCAUGUCCUGCACAGAAUUCAGCGGAAUAUCAGGCACUCUGCAGCAGUGGGCCAGGGAUGACGUCAGCAGGCAGUGAUAUAAAUGAAUGUGCACUAGAUCCUGAUAUUUGCCCAAAUGGAAUCUGUGAAAACCUUCGUGGGACCUAUAAAUGUAUAUGCAAUUCAGGAUAUGAAGUGGAUUCAACUGGGAAAAACUGCGUUGAUAUUAAUGAAUGUGUACUGAACAGUCUCCUUUGUGACAAUGGACAAUGUAGAAAUACUCCUGGAAGUUUUGUCUGUACCUGCCCCAAGGGAUUUAUCUACAAACCUGAUCUAAAAACAUGUGAAGACAUUGAUGAAUGCGAAUCAAGUCCUUGCAUUAAUGGAGUCUGCAAGAACAGCCCAGGCUCUUUUAUUUGUGAAUGUUCUUCUGAAAGUACUUUGGAUCCAACAAAAACCAUCUGCAUAGAAACCAUCAAGGGCACUUGCUGGCAGACUGUCAUUGAUGGGCGAUGUGAGAUCAACAUCAAUGGAGCCACCUUAAAGUCCCAGUGCUGCUCCUCCCUCGGUGCUGCGUGGGGAAGCCCGUGCACCCUAUGCCAAGUUGAUCCCAUAUGUGGUAAAGGGUACUCAAGAAUUAAAGGAACACAAUGUGAAGAUAUAGAUGAAUGUGAAGUGUUCCCAGGAGUGUGUAAAAAUGGCCUGUGUGUUAACACUAUGGGGUCAUUCAAGUGUCAGUGUCCCAGUGGAAUGACUUUGGAUGCCACAGGAAGGAUCUGUCUUGAUAUCCGCCUGGAAACCUGCUUCCUGAGGUAUGAGGACGAGGAGUGCACCCUGCCUAUUGCUGGCCGCCACCGCAUGGACGCCUGCUGCUGCUCUGUCGGGGCAGCCUGGGGUACUGAGGAAUGCGAGGAGUGUCCCAUGAGAAAUACUCCUGAGUACGAGGAGCUGUGUCCGAGAGGACCCGGAUUUGCGACAAAAGAAAUUACAAAUGGAAAGCCUUUCUUCAAAGAUAUCAAUGAGUGCAAGAUGAUCCCCAGCCUCUGCACCCACGGCAAGUGCAGAAACACCAUCGGCAGCUUUAAGUGCAGGUGUGACAGCGGCUUUGCUCUUGAUUCUGAAGAAAGGAACUGCACAGACAUUGACGAAUGCCGCAUAUCUCCUGACCUCUGUGGCAGAGGCCAGUGUGUGAACACCCCUGGGGACUUUGAAUGCAAGUGUGACGAAGGCUAUGAAAGUGGAUUCAUGAUGAUGAAGAACUGCAUGGAUAUUGAUGAGUGUCAGAGAGAUCCUCUCCUAUGCCGAGGUGGUGUUUGCCAUAACACAGAGGGAAGUUACCGCUGUGAAUGCCCGCCUGGCCAUCAGCUGUCCCCCAACAUCUCCGCGUGUAUCGACAUCAAUGAAUGUGAGCUGAGUGCACACCUGUGCCCCAAUGGCCGCUGUGUGAACCUCAUAGGGAAGUAUCAGUGUGCCUGCAACCCUGGCUACCAUUCAACUCCCGAUAGGCUAUUUUGUGUUGACAUUGAUGAAUGCAGCAUAAUGAAUGGUGGUUGUGAAACCUUCUGCACAAACUCUGAAGGCAGCUAUGAAUGUAGCUGUCAGCCGGGAUUUGCACUAAUGCCUGACCAGAGAUCAUGCACCGACAUUGAUGAGUGUGAAGAUAAUCCCAAUAUCUGUGAUGGUGGUCAGUGCACAAAUAUCCCUGGAGAGUACAGGUGCUUGUGUUAUGAUGGAUUCAUGGCAUCUGAAGACAUGAAGACUUGUGUAGAUGUCAAUGAGUGUGACCUGAAUCCAAAUAUCUGCCUAAGUGGGACCUGUGAAAACACGAAAGGCUCAUUUAUCUGCCACUGUGAUAUGGGCUACUCCGGCAAAAAAGGAAAAACUGGCUGUACAGACAUCAAUGAAUGUGAAAUUGGAGCACACAACUGUGGCAAACAUGCUGUAUGUACAAAUACAGCAGGAAGCUUCAAAUGUAGCUGCAGUCCCGGGUGGAUUGGAGAUGGCAUUAAGUGCACUGAUCUGGACGAAUGUUCCAAUGGAACCCAUAUGUGCAGCCAGCAUGCAGACUGCAAGAAUACCAUGGGAUCUUACCGCUGUCUGUGCAAGGAAGGAUACACAGGUGAUGGCUUCACUUGUACAGACCUUGAUGAGUGCUCUGAGAACCUGAAUCUCUGUGGCAAUGGCCAGUGCCUCAAUGCACCAGGAGGAUACCGCUGUGAAUGCGACAUGGGCUUCGUGCCCAGUGCUGACGGGAAAGCCUGUGAAGAUAUUGAUGAGUGCUCCCUUCCGAACAUCUGUGUCUUUGGAACUUGCCACAACCUCCCUGGCCUGUUCCGCUGUGAGUGUGAGAUAGGCUACGAACUGGACAGAAGUGGCGGGAACUGCACAGAUGUGAAUGAAUGCCUGGAUCCAACCACGUGCAUCAGUGGGAACUGUGUCAACACUCCAGGCAGCUAUACCUGUGACUGCCCACCUGAUUUUGAACUGAACCCAACUCGAGUUGGCUGUGUUGAUACCCGCUCUGGAAAUUGCUAUUUGGAUAUUCGACCUCGAGGAGACAAUGGAGAUACAGCCUGCAGCAAUGAAAUUGGAGUUGGUGUUUCCAAAGCUUCCUGCUGCUGUUCUCUGGGUAAAGCCUGGGGUACUCCUUGUGAGAUGUGCCCUGCUGUGAACACAUCCGAGUACAAAAUUCUUUGUCCUGGAGGGGAAGGUUUCCGACCAAAUCCUAUCACCGUUAUAUUGGAAGAUAUUGAUGAGUGCCAGGAGCUACCAGGGCUGUGCCAAGGAGGAAAGUGUAUCAACACCUUUGGGAGUUUCCAGUGCCGCUGUCCAACCGGCUACUACCUGAAUGAAGAUACACGAGUGUGUGAUGAUGUGAAUGAAUGUGAGACUCCUGGAAUCUGUGGUCCAGGGACAUGUUACAAUACCGUUGGCAACUACACCUGUAUCUGUCCUCCAGACUACAUGCAAGUGAAUGGGGGAAAUAAUUGCAUGGAUAUGAGAAGAAGUUUGUGCUACAGAAACUACUAUGCUGACAACCAGACCUGUGAUGGAGAACUGUUAUUCAACAUGACCAAGAAGAUGUGCUGCUGUUCCUACAACAUUGGCCGGGCAUGGAACAAGCCCUGUGAACAGUGUCCCAUCCCAAGUACAGAUGAGUUUGCUACACUCUGUGGAAGUCAAAGGCCAGGCUUUGUCAUCGACAUUUAUACCGGUUUACCCGUUGAUAUUGAUGAGUGCCGGGAGAUCCCAGGGGUCUGUGAAAAUGGAGUGUGUAUCAACAUGGUUGGCAGCUUCCGAUGUGAAUGUCCAGUGGGAUUCUUCUAUAAUGACAAGUUGUUGGUUUGUGAAGAUAUUGACGAGUGUCAGAACGGCCCAGUGUGCCAGCGCAACGCCGAAUGCAUCAACACUGCAGGCAGCUACCGCUGUGACUGUAAGCCCGGCUACCGCUUCACCUCCACAGGACAGUGCAAUGAUCGUAAUGAAUGUCAAGAAAUCCCCAAUAUAUGCAGUCAUGGGCAGUGCAUUGACACAGUUGGAAGCUUUUAUUGCCUUUGCCACACUGGUUUUAAAACAAAUGAUGACCAAACCAUGUGCUUGGACAUAAAUGAAUGUGAAAGAGAUGCCUGUGGGAAUGGAACUUGCCGGAACACAAUUGGUUCCUUCAACUGCCGCUGCAAUCAUGGUUUCAUCCUUUCUCACAACAAUGACUGUAUAGAUGUUGAUGAAUGUGCAAGUGGAAAUGGGAAUCUUUGCAGAAAUGGCCAAUGCAUUAAUACAGUGGGGUCUUUCCAGUGCCAGUGCAAUGAAGGCUAUGAGGUGGCUCCAGAUGGGAGGACUUGUGUGGAUAUCAAUGAAUGUCUUCUAGAACCCAGAAAAUGUGCACCAGGUACCUGUCAAAACUUGGAUGGGUCCUACAGAUGCAUUUGCCCACCUGGAUACAGUCUUCAAAAUGAGAAGUGUGAAGAUAUUGAUGAGUGUGUCGAAGAGCCAGAAAUUUGUGCCCUGGGCACAUGCAGUAACACUGAAGGCAGCUUCAAAUGUCUGUGUCCAGAAGGGUUUUCCUUGUCCUCCAGUGGAAGAAGGUGCCAAGAUUUGCGAAUGAGCUACUGUUAUGCAAAGUUUGAAGGAGGAAAGUGUUCAUCACCCAAAUCCAGAAAUCACUCCAAGCAGGAAUGCUGCUGUGCCUUGAAGGGAGAAGGCUGGGGAGACCCCUGCGAGCUCUGCCCCACGGAACCUGAUGAGGCCUUCCGCCAGAUCUGUCCUUAUGGAAGUGGGAUCAUCGUGGGACCUGAUGAUUCAGCAGUUGAUAUGGACGAAUGCAAAGAACCCGAUGUCUGUAAACAUGGACAGUGCAUCAAUACAGAUGGUUCCUAUCGCUGCGAGUGUCCCUUUGGUUAUAUUCUAGCAGGGAAUGAAUGUGUAGAUACUGAUGAAUGUUCUGUUGGCAAUCCUUGUGGAAAUGGAACCUGCAAGAAUGUGAUUGGAGGUUUUGAAUGCACCUGUGAGGAGGGAUUUGAGCCCGGUCCAAUGAUGACAUGUGAAGAUAUAAAUGAAUGUGCCCAGAAUCCUCUGCUCUGUGCCUUCCGAUGUGUGAACACUUAUGGGUCAUAUGAAUGCAAAUGUCCCGUGGGAUAUGUGCUCAGAGAAGACCGUAGGAUGUGCAAAGAUGAGGAUGAGUGUGAAGAGGGAAAACAUGACUGUACUGAAAAACAAAUGGAAUGCAAGAACCUCAUUGGCACAUAUAUGUGCAUCUGUGGACCCGGGUAUCAGCGGAGACCUGACGGAGAAGGCUGUGUAGAUGAGAAUGAAUGUCAGACGAAGCCAGGGAUCUGUGAGAAUGGGCGCUGCCUCAACACCCGUGGGAGCUACACCUGUGAGUGUAAUGAUGGGUUUACUGCCAGCCCCAACCAGGACGAGUGCCUUGACAAUCGGGAAGGGUACUGCUUCACAGAGGUGCUACAAAACAUGUGUCAGAUCGGCUCCAGCAACAGGAACCCCGUCACCAAAUCUGAAUGCUGCUGUGACGGAGGGAGAGGCUGGGGCCCCCACUGUGAGAUAUGCCCUUUCCAGGGGACUGUGGCUUUCAAGAAACUCUGUCCCCAUGGCCGAGGAUUCAUGACCAAUGGAGCAGAUAUCGAUGAAUGCAAGGUUAUUCAUGAUGUUUGCCGAAAUGGGGAAUGUGUCAAUGACAGAGGAUCAUAUCAUUGCAUUUGUAAAACUGGGUACACUCCAGAUAUAACUGGAACUUCCUGUGUAGAUCUGAACGAGUGCAACCAGGCUCCCAAACCCUGCAAUUUUAUCUGCAAAAACACAGAAGGGAGUUACCAGUGUUCAUGCCCGAAAGGCUACAUUCUGCAAGAGGAUGGAAGGAGCUGCAAAGAUCUUGAUGAGUGUGCAACCAAGCAACACAACUGCCAGUUCCUAUGUGUUAACACCAUUGGCGGCUUCACAUGCAAAUGUCCUCCCGGAUUUACCCAACACCAUACGUCCUGCAUUGAUAACAAUGAAUGCACCUCUGACAUCAAUCUGUGCGGGUCUAAGGGCAUUUGCCAGAACACUCCUGGAAGCUUCACCUGUGAAUGCCAGCGGGGAUUCUCACUUGAUCAGACCGGCUCCAGCUGUGAAGACGUGGAUGAGUGUGAGGGUAACCACCGCUGCCAGCAUGGCUGCCAGAACAUCAUUGGGGGCUACAGGUGCAGCUGCCCCCAGGGCUACCUCCAGCACUACCAGUGGAACCAGUGUGUUGAUGAAAACGAAUGCCUCAGCGCUCACAUCUGCGGAGGAGCCUCCUGUCACAACACCCUGGGGAGCUACAAGUGCAUGUGUCCUGCCGGCUUCCAGUAUGAACAGUUCAGUGGAGGAUGCCAAGACAUCAAUGAAUGUGGCUCUGCGCAGGCCCCCUGCAGCUAUGGCUGUUCCAAUACCGAGGGCGGUUACCUGUGUGGCUGUCCACCUGGUUACUUCCGCAUAGGCCAAGGGCACUGUGUUUCUGGAAUGGGCAUGGGCCGAGGAAACCCAGAGCCACCUGUCAGUGGUGAAAUGGAUGACAAUUCACUCUCCCCAGAGGCCUGUUACGAGUGUAAGAUCAAUGGCUACCCCAAACGGGGCAGGAAACGGAGAAGCACAAACGAAACUGAUGCCUCCAAUAUCGAGGAUCAGUCUGAGACAGAAGCCAAUGUGAGUCUUGCAAGUUGGGAUGUUGAGAAGACAGCCAUCUUUGCUUUCAAUAUUUCCCACAUCAGUAACAAGGUUCGAAUCCUAGAACUCCUUCCAGCUCUUACAACUCUGACGAAUCACAACAGAUACUUGAUCGAAUCUGGAAAUGAAGAUGGCUUCUUUAAAAUCAACCAAAAGGAAGGGAUCAGCUACCUCCACUUCACAAAGAAGAAGCCAGUGGCUGGAACCUAUUCAUUACAAAUCAGUAGUACUCCACUUUAUAAAAAGAAAGAACUUAACCAACUAGAAGACAAAUAUGACAAAGACUACCUCAGUGGUGAACUGGGUGAUAAUCUGAAGAUGAAAAUCCAGGUUUUGCUUCAUUAAUUCACCAUCCAGAGACCAAAUAAUUAAAAGAAAAACAAAUAUAGAUAGGUAGAACUAUAUUUUCCCCCAAUCAGAAUCAUCAUAUCAUAGGUACAAUCUUUCACCAAGUAAAUUUGUAUAAAUAAGCACUAUUCUUUGUAUUACCAAAGCAAGGUACAGGUGACUACCCUAGUUCAAAACAACCACUUUCUCAGGCUUCUCGUGUGUGUAGCUAAGCUACCUUGUCAUAUGUGUUGAUUCUUGAAAACUGGGACGUGUAUUUCCAUUGGGGGUUGGCCAUUUAUGCUGACAUGCCAUCCUUCCAGCAAAUGUACAGGAAUGUGCUUUCAAUUGAUGGACUACUCUGUUUUUUGCAAAUUUGUAAACUUUGCUUCUCCAAAUACAAGUACUAGGUUGUCCAUUUAUGGUACCUAUUUGGUGCUAGUAAAUUUUCAAACUAGAUUUAUAAAUGCACUGUAAUAUGUACACAACUUAGAAACCAAAUUACAAGUAUUCAGUUCCAAUACUUCAUUAAUUUCAAUCAACCAAAGUUAGUUCAGUAGCUUAUCUCAGUUAUGAGUAUAAUACAUUACAUGUAAAUUAAGUGUGUGUAUACUGUAAUCGUGCUAUUUUUUAUCAUUGAAACAUUUAUAAACUAGAAUAAUAAUGCCCUUAAUGUGAGGGUUUGUAAUGGUGCUUAUUAAGACCAAAGACUUGUUAAAUGUAUACACCAAGUGGUAAUGAAAUUUCUGUGACUGGCCCACACGUGCAUAGAGGUCUGGGAGGACCAGGAAACAGCCUCAGUGGCCAGAGGAUCACCAGUGCAUCCUUCAUCACAGCAUGUGCAAUAUGCCAAGAUUACCCUCGGUCAUUCCUGUCAACAAGGGGUCAAUGUCAUAAAUGUCACAAUAAAACAAUCUCUUCUUUUUUUUAGUUUA
Messenger RNA from Gorilla gorilla gorilla (western lowland gorilla), 9876 nucleotides. It is a transcript of the gene FBN1, whose product is annotated as fibrillin 1. The coding region runs from base 344 to 8959 and encodes 2871 amino acids. The record is from RefSeq and is a predicted model, not a curated record. NCBI's taxonomy places the organism in Eukaryota, Metazoa, Chordata, Mammalia, Primates, Hominidae. Gene Ontology annotation, molecular function: calcium ion binding. The transcript is spliced from 66 exons.